Cervus elaphus (red deer) is the source of this 5233-nucleotide messenger RNA. RefSeq names its product nucleolar protein 4 (gene NOL4). NCBI's taxonomy places the organism in Eukaryota, Metazoa, Chordata, Mammalia, Artiodactyla, Cervidae. The coding region runs from base 1688 to 3475 and encodes 595 amino acids. The record is from RefSeq and is a predicted model, not a curated record. The transcript has 11 exons.
CGAGAGGUUUAGUGUGUGGAGCUGCUCGCGCUCCGCCCGGGCUGUCAGUCCCGGCUCCAGCCGCCGCCGCGAGACCUUCCCGGAGACGCGCGCACACACAGCGCACCCCCUGCACACCCUCGCUCCCCGGCUCACACACACGCGCACACUCAGCCUGGCGGAGCAGGAGCCACUGACCGUUCUGCAAGUGCCGGGACCAGCCGCGGCGCAGUGGGGACAAACACCCCGCAUUCCUCCCAGUCGGGGCUUUCGUCUUGGAGACGGCGACGAGGGGGCGAAGGUGGGCUAGGACACGGACCCGGCGCCGGGCACUGGUCGGACCGCCUUGCUGGCAGAGCCGCCUCCCGGGACGGGCGCGGGCCUCCGCAGAGAGUAGAAUAAAGAGGAGCGGCCGCGAUCGCAGCGCGAGGAGGAUGGGAACUCCCCUAUUUCCAGCUCUGUAACAAAUGGAUGGAAAUCCUGAAUGGAGGAACCGCUGAUCUCAUUUGCUUGAGAAAUCGUCCGGAGGAACUCAUAUUUGGCUACUCUGAGCAGAGGAGGGGGUGUCCAUGACGUGGCAGGGGGAAAAUAGACAUCCGAAACCUCCCGUGUGAACUGCAAACUGUAACCAAGCAAGGGGAAAAUGAUAGCUCGCUAUAUUCUAAUUUCAUGCAGAGGGUUUGAAGCAUCUGUAUCAUAAACUUACUUCUAUGCCUUGUACCCAGUUCAUUAGAGACCAGAGGAGUCCUGUCGGGGGGCCCCAUCAUUAUCCGGGAGACCCGCCGCCAGCGGCCUGCCUUCGUUUACCCACUUCCCCCUGGAGCGGAUAUCUGUUCAGGGUACCACGGGCUAUCCUAGAGAACUCCGGCCAAAUCUCCGUGGAUGCUUUGCUAAUUCUGGGACUUAACUCCCGGAACCUACCUACGGGACUGGAAUUUAGCCUAAAUGCAUCUGAAGAAAUGACAUUUUAAGCCGCUUUAAAAAUACCUUAAGAAAUUUCCUGUGUAGCAGGAUUUGAUGGGCUUAACAACAUGACAGGUAAGAACUUUCUCUCUUUCUAGUCCCUGAACGCCCCAUACAGGGAAGGCCGAAGCGGAACGGGACCCUGGAGGAAGGAGAGCCCGGGUAGCCGGGUGCCCUUCGGGCUCUCAGGCUCCCGGCCGGGCAGCUGCUUUCAAGAGAGGCGCAGCCCUCGCUCCUGGACGGUGGUGGGGCCGGAGGCCGGGAAGCUUCGGGCGCGCGCGCGCGCGGGGAGGCGGCGCUGCGCUCCACCUGCCUGCCCCGGACGCAGCCCCGGGCAAGGCGUCGAGGGACCACCCCAAGUCAAUAUUGGGAUUUUUAAUAAACCAAGGAAUGGGAUUUUAAUUAUUCAAAACCCAGCUCCUCCGGGCCAGAGGAUGGUCCUACUCCCACAAUAUUAGAGACCCAUCACUAAGAGGAAGAGAACAGCGUCCGGAGACACCCGUCGCAAUUACGAAUGAAACCAGAGACUUGGUAGCACAGGGCAUUGAUCGCUGGUGCCCAGCCGGACCCUCCUCCCGCUCGCCCCAUCCCUCCCGCGCUUCUCCCCGACCCGAGGCAGGCUCUGGCGGCGGCCGGGACCUCGCGUCCCCUACAUCGUGGCGGGGGGCUGCAUUUUUCAUGAGCCCGGGGUGAACAGGUGCGAAGUGCGCUGGGAGCCUCCGGCCGACAGCCGGGCGCGCGGAACAUGGAGAGCGAGCGCGAUGUGUACCGCCAGUUCCAGGACUGGUGCCUCAGGACUUAUGGGGACUCGGGCAAGACCAAGACGGUGACCCGUAAAAAAUACGAGCGCAUCGUCCAGCUCCUCAACGGCUGCGAGUCGAGCUCCACGGACAACGCCAAAUUUAAAUUCUGGGUCAAAUCGAAGGGUUUCCAGCUGGGCCAGCCGGACGAGGUCCGCGGGGGCGGCGGCGGCGCCAAGCAAGUGCUUUACGUGCCGGUCAAGACCACGGAUGGCAUAGGGGUAGAUGAGAAGCUAUCUUUGCGGCGGGUAGCUGUGGUUGAAGAUUUCUUUGACAUUAUCUAUUCAAUGCAUGUGGAAACAGGGCCAAAUGGAGAACAAAUUCGGAAACAUGCUGGACAAAAGAGAACUUACAAAGCAUCUGGAUCCAUUUUUUUUUCAGAUACAGAAAAAUGUGUGAAAUGCUCAAAGUUUCAAAUACAGAUUUCAGAGAGCUAUGCCUUCCUACCAAGAGAAGCGGUGACACGAUUUCUAAUGAGCUGCUCAGAGUGCCAGAAAAGAAUGCAUUUAAACCCAGAUGGAACAGAUCAUAAAGAUAAUGGAAAACCUCCCACUUUGGUGACCAGCAUGAUUGACUACAACAUGCCAAUUACCAUGGCCUAUAUGAAGCACAUGAAACUGCAGCUGCUAAACUCACAGCAAGAAGAGGAUGAAAGUUCAAUAGAAAGUGAUGAAUUUGAUAUGAGUGAUUCAACACGGAUGUCAGCUGUGAAUUCUGACCUCAGCUCCAAUCUUGAGGAAAGAAUGCAAAGUCCCCAGGCUCUUCAUGGCCAACAAGAUGAUGAUUCUGCCACAGAGAGCUUCAAUGGCAACGAGACUCUGGGACACAGUUCAGUCGCUUCGGGGGGAACACACAGCAGGGAGCUGGGCGACUCCAACGGUGACGGCAAAGCGGGGCUGGAGCAGGACGAGCAGCCCCUGAACCUGAGUGACAGUCCCCUGUCAGCGCAGCUGACGUCGGAGUACAGAAUAGACGACCAGAGCACUAAUGGAAAAAGCAAAUACAAGAACCUUCUGAUUUCCGACCUCAAGAUGGAACGAGAAGCCAGAGAAAAUGGAAGCAAGUCCCCUACGCAUAGCUAUUCAAGCUACGACUCGGGCAAAAAUGAGAGUGUGGAUCGGGGUGCUGAGGAUCUGUCUCUAAACAGGGGAGAUGAGGAUGAAGAUGACCACGACGACCACGAAGAUUCUGAGAAAGCUAACGAGACAGAUGGCGUGGAGGCUGAGCGGCUAAAAGCUUUUAAUUCUCGACCUAUUCCUUCCCACCUUACUUCAGCAGUUGCUGAGAGUAUCUUGGCCUCAGCUUGUGAGAGUGAGAGUAGAAAUGCCGCCAAGAGGAUGCGCCUGGAUAGACAACAGGAUGAGUCUGCUCCAACAGACAAACAGUGUAAACCGGAGGCAGCCCAGGGCACUUACUCAACCUCAGCUGUUUCAGGCUCCCAGGAGGUGUUGUACAUCAACGGAAAUGGGACCUACAGUUACCAUAGUUACAGAGGGCUCGGAGGGGGACUGCUAAAUCUGAAUGAUGCAUCUAGUAGUGGACCCACUGAUCUCAGCAUGAAGAGGCAGUUGGCAACCAGCUCAGGAUCAUCUAGCAGUUCAAGCUCCAGACCUCAGCUGAGUCCAACUGAAAUCAACGCAGUGAGACAGCUGGUUGCGGGAUAUCGAGAAUCCGCCGCAUUUUUACUGCGUUCUGCAGAUGAACUGGAAAAUCUUAUUUUACAACAGAACUGAGUCCGACAACGACCCUCUUCACUGAGGUCUAAAUUUGCAGUUUCCACUAAUGACAUUUUGAUUUCCCAGCAGAGAUGCGUCUGGUCUUAACUGCACAGUCUUAAGAGAAAUACUUCCAUUAUGCCACAUUGUCCUUGAUCCAUAAAGUGAUGUGUUUCGGUGCUUCAAAGGAACCCUGGCCUCUGAAGUACUUGAGAUACGUUAAUGUGUCCAGCCUACUGCUUUUUGUUUUGGUGUGCCCACAAAAGUAUCUGGGGCAAAAAAAAAAAAAAAGAGGCUGUGUAUUCCUAACGCAAGGAUAAAACAGAAGAAGCUUGUGGUAUAAAAAAUAGUUCAAAGUCCAGCUGAAAUAUUAGUGGAAUUUGCUACUGACUUACUGGACUGAAAGCUGCAGUAUCUGGAAAAAAAAUAAAUAAAUAAAAGCCAAAAUUUCUUGUUGCUACAGGAUAUAGCAAUGAAAAGGAUCUUGUAUUUUAAAAAAAAAUGUAAUUUUUAUAAAAAGAAAACUUGUUUUUCAUUCAGAAUUGUCAUUUUUACUUUGGUAACUUUUUCAUAGGUCCUAAAAGAAAACUGUUUUGAGAAACUACUGUAAGUACCUUUUCCACAUCCCUUUGCCUUCUCCUCUUUCCAAAUUCUUUCUACAAAAAUAACACUUGAUGCUGGGGGAAAAAAAAAAAAACGGUACCCUUACCUAUGUUCUUUAAAUCGUCACAUCAGGAACUACUUCCAAGAGAAGCUUGCAUUUCUGCACUCACGCUCCUCUCAAGCAUCCCACUCAGCACUGCAGCUUUACCAUAGCGGUUUCACCACAGAAUUUUUUUAAUAUUCAAAAGAGACAUAUCAUUGAAAAAAAAAAAAUCACACCUUGAUUUCUUACAGCUGCUCUCCCCGGAUUGCCGCUGCUGUCUUACAGGCAUCCUUCUAGCAGCCCUUGGAUGUUGAUGACUGAAUGUUAAAGAGGUUGCAAGUGACAAUCUGAAAAUUUGCACUCUUGUGUGUUGCUUUCUUUUCUCUUUCAGGAAUAGUUUCCAAAAAGAGACAUUACCUCUCCUGAAACGAUUUGUAUGAUUUACACUUGUAGGUAAAAAUGAUGUAAAGAACUCUCAGUGGAUACAGCCGCAACUUACAAUGAACUGUCCCCUCCUCCUCUCUCCCAUACUUGACCCUUCUUAUUUUAUAGUGUUGGAUACACAUGAAUGGUGUUCUCUUUGUGCACUGAGGCAAGCCUAUUUUUAAAAUAUUUAGGGAGGAGUACAUCCGUUUACGCUUCUUGUACACUUUUUCUGUUGUUUAGCUUUGGUUGGAUUACAGAUUCUUUGUGCAUUCCUGAAUUUGCCUUAUUUCAUGUAAAAUUUAUGUCAUUUGGGUUUUGAUAAGUUUAAGGCAUCAGUGACAUUUCUUAACUACUUGUUACAUAUAGUUUUUCAAGUAAUGACUGUGGUUGUGACCAAGUAAUGUGCACUUUUUCUUGUAACUGUGGACAUUGCUAUGCUUUUUUCUUCUAGUGUUUCUAGAAUUAUGGUUCCUUACAGUUAUGUAAACAAAAAAACAAAACAAAAAAAAACCUUUUGUGAUACUGUUGGUGAAUAUAAUGUGAAAAUCUUAUUGAAAUAUGAGUAUUUUGGAAAUACAUAGAUGCACAAACAUCUUUUAAGGUGUGGAUUUAGAAUUUGCUUAUUUAAUUGAAAAUUUAAAAUAUUGAGGGCUGGUAUAAUUUUCUGUUUUGUUGGGUUUAAUAAACAGAUUUCUGUGUUAAAA